AUGAGUCCCUCGAAGGCCUACAAGGCGGUGGGCUUCUCGUCCUUCGGCGAGUACACCAAGGGGCUCGCGUCGCUGGGCACCAUUCUCUCCACGCGCUCCUUCUCGCCUAUCAUGCCCGCGAACCCCGUGAAGUCUAGUGGUGAAGCCAUGAAGCGCGUUCUGGGCGCGUUUGACCUGGUCUGCCUAGGCAUCGGCAUGAUGCUCGGCGCCGGCGUGUUCGUCACCACCGGAUACGUGACCGCUAAUCUGGCAGGUUACAUCGUGGCCGGCAUCUGCGCCAUGCUCUCCUCCUUCUGCUACGCCGAGUUUGCUGUGGACAUCCCUGCCGCCGGUGGCGCGUACACUUACAUUGCCGCAGCCCUGGGCGAGUUUCUCGCCUGGCUUGCAGUGGCCAACCUCAUAUUUGAAUACAUUCUAGCCAAUGCGGCGGCCAUCCGAGGGUUCAGCCCUUAUUUUGCCGCCCUGACCAACAAGACUGAAACCUGGUACAUCCACUUCUGGACGGCGCCUGACGGCACCCUGUUCCAGCUUGACUGGUGGGCUUUUGGCUGGUGCCUUGUGCUCUCAGUCCUGCUCAUCUUUGGCACCAAGGAGUCCGCCUGGUUCAACGGCGUCGUCACCGUCCUGCACGUCGUGCUCGUGGUGUUCAUCAUCAUCGCCGGCCUGGUCAAGGCCAAGCCCUCCAACGCGGUGCCCUUCCUGCCGUUUGGCGCAAAAGGGGCAUUCAAUGGCGCGUCUAUUGUUUUCUUCUCGUACAUCGGGUUUGACGCCGUGGCCUGCGCUGCCGAGGAGACCAAGAACCCGCGCAAGGACCUGCCCAGGGGCAUCCUGGGCUCCGUGUCGAUCGUGACCGUCCUGUACACCCUCAUGGCCAUCACCCUGGCGCUCAUGGUGCCCCGCGAGGACCUCCUCGGCUUCUCCAGCGCGAGCUUCGCCAACGCCUUCACGUACGCCGGCAUGCAGUGGGCCACGUACAUCGUGGCUGUGGGCGCCCUCCUUGGCAUCAUUACUACAACCCUGGUGGGCAUGUACGGCACCAGCCGCAUCAUCACUGGCGUCGCACGCGACCACCUCAUCCCGCCGUUCCUCGCCACCGUCGGCGGCCGCGCGUCCACCCCCUGGAUCGCCAUCGCCAUCCAGGGCGUCGGCUCGGCCGUCCUCGCCCUGCUGUCGCCGUUUUCUGACCUGGCGGACAUGGUGUCCAUCUCUACACUGUUUGCCUUCUGGGUUGUCGCCCUCGGCCUGGUGUGGCGCCGCUCCUGCACCGACGGCAUUGGUGGUGGCGGCAACCUGCCCGGCCUCGCGACCGCCGACGACUCCGCGCCCGAGGGCGACGCAGACGCCACCCCUGCCGCUGCCCCCAAGAGCGAGAGGCUGGCGCCCGGGGCGCUGCUGCGCCGCCGCCUGCUGACAGCCGGCCUCCUGCUCGCCAUCAACGCCGGCGCCCUGCUCUUCACGCUCGGCUGGGUGUUCUCAGAGACAGGCAGCACCCAGGAGACCAUCACCCUGUCUGUCGGCGGCGGCGUAUUCCUCAUCAGCACCGCCUGCCUGCACCUGCUGGUCAAGCCCAUGUACACGCCGCCGCGCUACCAGGCGCCGCUGUACCCCUGGCUGCCGGCCGUGUCCAUGGCCUUCAAUGUGUUUCUGCUCGGCCAGCUUGGCAAGGUUGCCUGGAUCAGGUUUUUCAUAUGGACGGGCGCGUGCAUCGCGUGCUACCUGCUGUACUCGUCGGUCGCGUCGUACAACAAGCUCUCGUACGAGAAGGAGUCGCUGCCCACAAACGUGCCCGCGACCGAGCUGACCGCCGGCAAGGAUGCUGACAUCAGCAAGGACCUCGAGAUGACCAAGUGA
Molecule: messenger RNA, 1851 nt
Organism: Monoraphidium neglectum
Lineage: Eukaryota; Viridiplantae; Chlorophyta; Chlorophyceae; Sphaeropleales; Selenastraceae
Product: cationic amino acid transporter
Exons: 10
Coding region: 1-1851 (616 amino acids)
Biological process (GO): amino acid transport; transmembrane transport
Cellular component (GO): plasma membrane
Molecular function (GO): amino acid transmembrane transporter activity
Source: RefSeq, a predicted model, not a curated record